Molecule: messenger RNA, 1772 nt
Organism: Podarcis muralis (Common wall lizard)
Lineage: Eukaryota; Metazoa; Chordata; Lepidosauria; Squamata; Lacertidae
Source: RefSeq, a predicted model, not a curated record
UAACAUGAAGCAUAUGUAACCUGAGGUACCACUGUAUUUAUUAUUUAAUUGUCCCUUUGUUUCCUUUAUUGCUUUCAGAGCCCAGUCUCCUUUUUUGUUUUGACAAUAUGUCAAGCGGACAGAAGCUUCCUGGGCCUGGUAGUAAAGACCGUUUGGAAUCAAAAAGAACCUCUUCACUUUCUACAUCCCAGCCAGCGGAUCCCGACUCCUCCAGCCUGCUUCUCACUGAAGAAAACGUUAAGAAACUGCAAGAGAAGAAUUCUGCUUCUAAAUCUGCCCUUGCUAGAGAGUCAAUAGAAGCCUACAUUACCCAGAGCAAUCUCUUUCUGAAUAAGAGCGAAGCUAGUAACAAGUCGAAGCAAGGAGCAAAGUCUGUCCGAUGCGUUGCGAUAUAUACCAGUAUUUCUCACACAGGGAGAAGGAAGGCGGAGCAGGCAAGCAGGAUUGUCAAGGAGAGACCUUUGGUUGGAGAAAGCGAGGAGCUAAUAGCUCGCAGCAUAUUGGAAAAAAAAGAUGUCGCUGAAGUGGUCAGUGAAGAGAGUUCUGAAGGUCACGAGUCAGAUAUUGAGGAUCAUUCUGAAACCGAUCUUUGCCUUCUCGGUUGCUGUGAGUUUUGCACCACAGCACUGAAGCCUUUACCAACAGCAGAAUACCUGGAUGAGAGCCCAGAGAAAAUGGAAGGUCUUAUGUGUUGCAGGACAUACAAGGACAUUUUCCAAUGUGUAGUUCAGGAGCUCAUAGAAAACAGCCCCGAAGGAAGUACAAUCGAUAUCACUCCUCACCGACACCAAUCGGAAGGCUCUUGGCUAGAGAACAAGACUAAAAGGACACUGAUAAAAGAGAUUGAAGACAAAGGGGGCAUUGAUCAGUACAGGGACGUCUUUGAGCAAUAUAUAAAGUUUGGGCCAUGUAUGAAACUCAGAUUCAAAUUAUCAGAUUAUCCACCCAAACCCAAAAAAGUCCGUAAGAAAGCUCCGGAGCCCAGGGAAAUACUGACUUUAGAUUUGGAGUUCAAAGCUGAACAGUUAAAGAUUUGCCAUUCUACCAAGCCUGUGAAAAGAUAUUAUUCUGAUGGGAAGAUAUUCUAUCUACUUUUCCCAGAUGGAACCGGCCAAGUUUAUUACCCAUCAGGUAAUGUUGCUAUCCUCAUUAGCUACGUAAAAGAAUUUCAGUUCACAUACAUCGUUCUACAGGACAACCUGUCUUACGAAAUGCAGGCCUGCUUUGCAAAUCAGGGCUUUGCAGUAUGCUACCACCGUAACGGGAAAAUCUGGUUGAAUCUAGACCUCUGCCUUGGCUCGUACUUUGACCGGAAGGGAGUUAGGAAGAAACACUGGAAUUGGUGGGACAAGAGCAGCCACAUCCAUGCACCUCCUUUCCAACCCAUCUACAUUCAAUUGAAUGUUUACAUCCAGGUUAAAAUUGAAGCCCAGGACCAGAUUUUCCUAACGUUUACUAAUAAUCGCGACUGCCUUCAGCUGAAUGUGGGUGCCAAGCUGAAACCGAAAGAUCCAGACCUGCUGAAGUUUCUCCAGAGACCUGCAUCCUCGGGACAGCUAGUUGGCUCCGAGAUUCUACUGAUAAGAAGGCUCUUAGCCAGCAUGCAGAAUCUACUGAAAGAGCUGUGUCUCGUUCCACCUGAAGAAACCAAAUACUUCUAUUUCCUCGUGUCAGACAUGUAUGACCAUGUACAUCGCCGACAGAAAAUGAGAAUUCGAUCUAUACAAAGAUGACUGCAUACCUGUUAUUUAGGGACGGCUGCUCAGCUACUU